Messenger RNA from Linum trigynum, 1928 nucleotides. The record is from the annotation of a GenBank genome assembly. Lineage: Eukaryota; Viridiplantae; Streptophyta; Magnoliopsida; Malpighiales; Linaceae.
CACUCUCCCUUCAAUCCAAUCAAAACGUCCGUCUUUUUCACUUCGCGAUUUCUUCUCCGUCUUCUUCUUCUCCCUCCUCCUCUGCCUCCAAAACCAAAAGUGGCGAAAAGCAAAAUUUUCCCUCCCAACGCCACUGUGCAAUUUGUGCACAUUUCUCUCUAACCGUCGCCUUUCUCCUUUCAUUUCCUCUUCCGCUACGGUUGCUCCGACGAGCGACGACGUCCUCUUUCCCUCGGUUCAUCAACUAAUAUUCCCUCCAAGUUGCCGGCGCCGAGUUGAUCGGUGCAGCGAGACAACAGAUCACGCGAUCGUUUCCCAAAUCCAGUUCUCUUUCCGUUUCCUCUCGAAGCUUCCUCCCUCUCUCGGCCAGUUUCUCGUCGAGGUAACCACCACCCCCCUCUCUCCCUCUGUUUCAGAGCUUGAUUGGUUACGGUUCUUGAACUAUGCACUCCAUCUGUUCGUAAGCUAUGUCCAAGAUUUUGAGUCUUUCCGCGCUUGUUCGAACAAGGUCUUUGUAGAUGACGGAAGGAUUAUGUGCAUCCUUAUGAUCCAUUGACGGCUGCGAUUUUGGCAUAUGCACUGAAUCUUGUUUGUGUGCGUUGUUUUUUUUAGACGCCUGGACUGGUUUUCUAAGCCGCAUUUUAUCGAGCAGGUGGGGGGGGAAAUAUGGUUCAGUCUCUCAAGAUCACCAUCGAGUUUGCGGACGAAUCCGAAACCGAAAACUUUGAUAGACUCAUGGAAUGCGUGCCUUCAGUAGGGCUUCAGGAUCUGCGGGUUCUCGGUUGCUCUGGAUUCAUGGAUGAGUCUCAUCACUCGCAGACUGCUUUCGAAUCGAUCUCCACUUGUGCCGAGUCGCUGGAGAAACUGCAGCUGGAAGAAUUCAAGUUUUCAGUAACGGCAUUUGGGCGGGAGUCCUGGUCUAGUUUCAGAGUACUCAGAGAAUUGGUUUUGGACGGGGUCUGCUUUGAUUUCAUUGGGGAGGAGGAAAUCGACCCUUUUGCUGGGUUCCCAGCGUUGAAGCAGUUGAGCCUGAGUUCUUGCUUCCGCCAUAUUCACCGGGAUGACGACCCUCUUGUUGAUACUGCCGUCUUGGGAGUAAACGGACACCAGUUGCUGACUCUGGAAAUAAACAAACCAAUUGGUUUCUCCGAGAUCACAGUUUCAGCUGCCAAGCUCACAUCAUUUACUUUUAAGUUCGAGAUUCUCGAUUCUUAUCCGAUAACAGAAGUCUCCUUGGACGCUCCAUCCUUAGAGCAUGCAGCUGUCAACUUGAAGGGAUACAAAGAUUCGACUGUUGACGAGAUUAAGGAAAACGUACAGAAUCGGUAUGCAGUGUUAAUCCAUGGUCUGCGUCGAGCGGAAUCUCUUAUCUUCAAAUUUGGUACCACCACGGCAUUCUGGAGUGCUUGUCAGCUGUUGAGAGGUCGACCUUCGCCUUUUCGAAGAUUGAAGUCCUUGACUUUGCGUCAUAAGGAAGACAGGGCCGUGAUAACUGAUCAUCAUCAGGAUGUGAUUGCUUACUUCUUCGGCAGGUCUGCUCCAAGAAUUUACUAUGGCGAUCGAGUUACUGAGAUUACUAAGCCAUGAUUCCUGCACCAUCCCUAGUACUUGAACGUUUUGCAAGCUGAAAGUCUGAUUGAUCCUAUUAGCUCUGAGAAAACAGAGGAUGAAUAAUUUGUUUCCUGUACUUUUACUGAUUGGGAAACUAGGGAGAUUUAUUGUUAAUGCUAGACUUUGUUGUUGUGUAACUCAUUGUUGUAGUGUUUCAUGGUGUCCGUUUUCGAUCUGUGAAUUGUGAUGGUCUUCCAGUGGGGACUAUAGUGGGAAAUGAGUGACUGCAGCUACAACAUUGAACCUUGGUGGUCUCUCCUUUUUGUGUAGUUUUACAGUGAGCUACCGUGGGAAAUGAAUGAACUUUUCAUAGGUCA